Stylophora pistillata is the source of this 2983-nucleotide messenger RNA. RefSeq lists its product as uncharacterized. NCBI's taxonomy places the organism in Eukaryota, Metazoa, Cnidaria, Anthozoa, Scleractinia, Pocilloporidae. Gene Ontology annotation, molecular function: calcium ion binding. The record is from RefSeq and is a predicted model, not a curated record.
AUGUGGAAGACAUACGUGACUAAUGGUGAGAAGAUAUCUCAUUUUGAAUUUCCAAGUGAUAAAGCACUGAGACAAAAAUGGAUUCAGGCAAUUCGAAGAGAUGUUGGUGAUAAUUUUGUGAUCGUCGACCGUCAUACCAAGUGGAAACAGGAUUCACCACGAAAGCGAAAGGCUCCCAAAGAACGGCGCGUACUGAGUCCAAAGAAACCAUGUCCAUCACACUCAAAUAGUAACACGGAACCGACUUGUAUUGAACCCAAAACAAAAGAGUUUGCCUGUCAAACGAAUAUAACUCUCGCUGAAUUUAAUAAUGUAUCGGAGAAUUCUUCAAGGCUGCCUAAACUGUUGGACAACACGAAAUCAUUAAACGAAACUGUAACUGAAUUACAAGAUCAGAUCAGAUGCAAUGAAAUUAUGAUUAAUAAGCUUGAAGAAAACGUAGGUGCUCUUAAUGAUCAGCUAAAAAAGAAAGCAGAGAAAUGUUAUGCCCUGAACGAUGAAUUUAAAAGCAUGACUGAGAAAUGCCAAAAAAGCGAAAGGAAAAAUGAGAGAUUUUUUAGUGUAAACAAGUUUUUGAACGAUAACCCUGCAAUGUUGUUCUAUACAGGCUUCCCAAAUGCUGAAAUCUUUGAGAGCUAUUUAGAAUUUUUACAGCCUGGUAAAAAUGGUGAAAACAUAAAGUACAAGAAUGCAUCCUAUGCAGACAAUAAUUACAGUAGAGCUAAGCCUGAUAAAGGAUUCCUUAUUCAAGAUCUCCUUCAAUCCGGAGUUUCCUUGAACAUGCCUCCAUUUGUAGGAGACCAGGUGCAGUUUAGUGCAAAUGACACUGUAGACACACAAUCAAUUGCAUCUUUAAGAGUGCAUGUGGAAAGAGCCAUAAACAAAAUAAAGAGUUUCCACAUUUGGAAUAGGUCUGCUGAUUUCAUUUCAGACAUCAACGAGUGUGUUAAAAACCACAAUUGUAGCGAGAACGCCAACUGCACAAACACCGAGGGAUCUUACAAUUGCUCCUGCAAUCCUGGAUUCAGCGGGGAUGGACAUGGAUGCGAAGACAUUAAUGAAUGUGUUCAAAACAACGGUUGUAGCGAGAAUGCCAACUGUACAAAUACCGAGGGAUCUUACAACUGCUCUUGUAAUCCUGGAUUCAGCGGGGAUGGACAUAAAUGUGAAGACAUCGAUGAAUGCGCUCACAAUACCCACAACUGCAGCAGGAACAAUGCUACUUGUACGAACACUGAGGGAUCCCACAACUGUUCUUGUGAUCCUGGAUUCACUGGAGAUGGACACAUCUGCCAAGACAUCGACGAAUGUGCUCACGAAAUCCACAACUGCAGCAUGGACAGUGCAACAUGUAAAAAUACCGAAGGAUCAUUCUGCUUAUCUAUGCAAGGUAUUGAGAGUAACUGGGAAACUAUUUUCACAGUUAUUUUAUUUUCCCUAGCUAUUGAAGAGUGCUCGUCUACGCGUCCUUGUGACACAAAUGCUCACUGCUGGAUUUCGCAAGGCUCCUAUUAUUGUUCCUGUAAAGCAGGCUAUACUGGUGACGGAAAGACAUGCAGUAAAUAUCCUAGGGACUGUGCUGAGGUGUACAGUUCUGGAAAGGUAGACAGUGGAGUCUACACGAUUAAACCUUCCGGUUCACGAGUCUUUGAUGUUUUCUGCAACCAAACGAUAGCAGGGGGCGGGUGGACAGUAUUUCAAAGGAAAUUAGCUAGCUCCUUCAGCUUCGACAAAGUCUGGGAUAAAUACAAAGAAGGCUUUGGAAAUCUAUCUGGAGACUUAUGGCUCGGGACGAAAAAACUGCACCGCCUAGCAAAACAUGGUGUCUGGCAAAUUCGAGUUGACUGGGAAAAAUGGGAAGAUAAUCGGACUCACUUUGUCGAAUUUUCCGUUAAAGUGUUAUCUGACCACAGGCUUUCUGUGAAAGACCAACUUAAAGGAGACCACUGGGAUCCCUUGAAAAAUGGCGAACAUGACUUCAGAACAAGAGAUAGGAAAGAUAAAGGAAAGUGUGCAGAGGUCUGCAAGAUGGGGUGGUGGUACACAAACGAUUGUAGUCCUGAUACUGACUGCCCCAUAGGAAAGGAUAACUCGACUAAAAGAGUUGAAAUGAAGAUUAAAAAAAAAUAAGUGCGCUUCUCCACCAAUGGCCUCCCAGAUGCUCAAAACCACGUUCAAAACACUGAUUGAUCAAGUCAUAAUGUUUUUAUCCAUGCUGGUGUCCUAGCAGAUUUGGACUCCUCUAGAUUUGCACCCCCCCCGCUCCAAAUCUGUUAGCGGAUAUGGAUCCCCCGGUCCAAAUCCACCAGCGGUUUUGGACCCCUCUCCGCGGAUAUGGAAACCCAACAAAACUGAGCUCAGCUAUGUGAGAACUUGAAAUCGAGCACUUUUCGCCAAAAGUAUAUACCGCAAGUCCAUUGCUAUGCAAAAACUAUGUUUGGAACUUUCAAUGAGAGGUUUUCACGACGCUCAAAGUGUAAAUAUCACAGUUAUUGUUGUGCUUGGUCCGUUCUUUCUUUUUGAUAAAAGCAACACCAUAAGCAGCGUAAGCCCGUUAAACUAAUUUACCAAUACUGCUUUUUUACCCCUGACAAAUGAUUGCUAUGAAGUGUGAUAAAGGAAUAAAUACGUAAUAUACACUGAGUCGCUUUGACGCGCUUAAUAAUCGUACCGAUAGAGAAAAGUUCAUGUGCGUGGAAUGCGUUAUCAGCACUGAGUAAUUUAUCUUAUUGUUACUGUGUUCCGCAAUAAAGUAGAGCUGCUCCGCCUGCUGCAAAGGUAUUAUUCUCCUUUAUCAUAACCCUCGAGAUUCCUUCCGUCAAGCAUGGCCGAAACGAAAGUGUACAACGAAGUUUUUCACUGUCCGCGAUACCGAGUAUCCGAUCGAGUUUUCGAAAUAUCAGAAAAGAAAUGUACGUGAGAAAGCUUAAAAACUCGUUCAUAAAGAUGCUGCACUCUUUUUCACUGGUCAGAGAAACGGUCA